Saxophila tyrrhenica is the source of this 1227-nucleotide messenger RNA. RefSeq lists its product as uncharacterized. The record is from RefSeq and is a predicted model, not a curated record. The transcript has 2 exons. The coding region runs from base 1 to 1227 and encodes 408 amino acids. NCBI's taxonomy places the organism in Eukaryota, Fungi, Ascomycota, Dothideomycetes, Mycosphaerellales, Extremaceae.
AUGGCGGCGCGUGCAAAUGGAUCCCAGGACCAGCCAGGAUGGACAGGCUUCUUACAACUGCCACCAGAGAUCACGGAACACAUCGCAACCUUCUGUGAGCAUAAUGAGCUACGAGCGCUACGCCUCGUCAAUCGUGAUGUUGAAUCGAGAGUACUUCGACCGUUCACGUCCUACUUUGAGGAGCCUGUCGUCUUGCUCAGUCAAGAGCCGAGUCUCCAGACGCUCUGCAGAAUCGCGGAGCAUACGAAAUUUGGCAAAGCAAUAAAGAGCAUAAUGCUGUCGACCUGCGAACUACCACAACCCGACGACCAUGGAAGGCUGUUGAGGCUUCAACGUCAUCCUCCCUCGCUCUUUGAAACGCCCAGCCUCGAGGACCAGUACAAAAGAGAGGCACAGGAAGAGAUGUAUAAGCGUCUACUUGCGCGUCAGUCGGACUUCCGAGAGACUCGCAAAGACAUCCAGCUCUUGACAUCAAUCUUUUCGCUACUCAAAACUGUCAGUAAUGGCACUCUCACCAUCUCUAUCAGGGACACCACCACUUUCAGAGGCAUUCGUGAUACCUGGGCUCAGCGCGCGAUCGAAAGCGCGACUGGCGAGGUAUUCGACGAUCCAAGUGUUUCGGAGACACCCAUCUGCACCGUACUAGAGGCUCUCAGUGAGAGCGGCUUGCAGAUCUGCAGCUUCGACGUUGAUUAUGACUACUGGGAGUCGUUCUGUCUCUCAACGCGUCAGGCUCGCGAUCAUGCCAAGAGCGUCUUUGCUAGUCUCAGACGCCUAUCCUUGGGGAAUGUGUACCAAGAGGACCAUGAUGGGGGAGAAGGUUGGUACCCAGAACCAUCAACAUAUACCCUAGAGGUAUUGGCUGCUGCCCACGUUCUCGAGAGCAUAGCGCUAUACGCAAAUUGCGGAGCGAGCGAGAGAAUGACUGCAACGAAGUUCCCUUCAUUAAGAUUGCUAGACUUAGUGGCACUUGUGCUUGACUACGAAGCACUCUCCCGCUUCAUCGCCCAGAACGACACCCUACAGACCGUCGACGUCCGGGGAUGCCAUUUCUUGGGUGCCGUUGAUCUGGAACGUCUCCCUGGCGAAUACUCCAAACCAGACAAGGUCGCUCAACACGACGUGGUGCUGACUGCUCUCUUCCGGAACCUCACCGCACUUGAGAACAUUUGCAUACAAGAAUGCACCGUGAGAGCGUGGGAAUCAGAUCCUGAGAAAUGGACUUGA